Molecule: messenger RNA, 799 nt
Organism: Arabidopsis thaliana (thale cress)
Lineage: Eukaryota; Viridiplantae; Streptophyta; Magnoliopsida; Brassicales; Brassicaceae
Product: transmembrane protein, putative (DUF 3339)
Exons: 1
Coding region: 252-458 (68 amino acids)
Source: RefSeq, marked reviewed
AAGCUAGAAUCGUUUCAAAUUCAAACUCUCCUUCGAUAGCCAAUUACGAUUAAAUUAAGACACCUCACCUAAAGCAAAAUUCCAAAAAAUCUCUCUCUUCCUUUAAUUGUAAAGAACUAGACUUUAUCAGAUUCUCAUUCUCACAAUUCCAUCAUCUCCUUUUUCACCCAUCCAAACCUAUUUCCCACUCUCUUCUUUCUUUCUCCAUUUCUCUUUUUCUUUUUCUUUUGUUCUUGUUCUUGUAAGAAGAGAUGCAUGAUUGGGCUGCACCGUUGAUAGCUUCGGCUUUGUUCGCGUUUCUGUCGCCAGGGUUGAUACUGCAGUUUCCGGGGAAAGAAUCUCCGGUGGGUUUCAUGAACAUGAAGACGACGGUAGCUUCUAUUUUCGUUCACACUGUUCUCUAUGGUCUCUUUCUUAUCCUCUUUCUCGUUGUUCUCAACGUCCAUGUCUAUGCAUAGCUCAUUUAUUACACUCAUGUAUGUGCCUCUCUGCUUUGUGCUACAAGGUUUUACUACUGAUAUGCUUUGUUUUAGGAUUUGUCUUUGUUCUUCUUCUUAAUUACUGCUCCUAGAAUUUAAAACUUCUCAUCAAUUACUAUUUUUGCUCUAGGCCUUUAGUGUUAUUCAAUAAUAUAUCGUCAUCUUACAUAUAUAUAUCGUUACAUACAUGUGUAUAAGUAUUUGACCUCAAGCUGGUGAAAUAUGGCCUAAAGAUAACACAAAGGAUCUAAUAUGGUACAGGUAAAACGUUAGCGAAAUUGAUGGAUUCAAGAUGAGCAAGAUAUAGAUAAAUGAAAAAA